AUGUCUAACCACUCAUUUCCCCCGUCAAACUUGCAACUUCAAAGUCCACUAUUCGGCAUCUUACCAGGAGAAAUCCGGAAUCAAAUCUUCCAACUAGCACUCAUGCAAAGUGAAGAUGAAGCAGCAGCAUACCCGGAAGAUUCAUACUGGUACAGACCCGGCUUCUCCGCGCCUCACAAAAGUAGUAGUUCGCUGCUGCGAACCUGUCGCUUAGCCUACACCGAGGGUCAGCAAGUAUUUCUCCCAGAUCGAGGUCCAGAAGGUCGCUCCACCAGCUCAGCCUGCCAGGCUUUCUUCGAGAAACUCACCCCGCAAGCAGCGCACGCCCUCCAGAAAGUACGUUUCUUCACGCAAAUGUACUGGCUCGAGAGCGGAAACGGUCUUUUCUACCUAUUCUCUAUACCCAAGUUCCGCCCCACCGAACUCACCAUCACAAUUCGGUACUCGGACUGGUGGUACUGGGAAAGCAACACGCCGUUAAGAAUGGAUGAAGCUUGGUUACGCUUCUUCAAAGGAAGUCCUGGCUUGCGCGUACUCAAGGUGGAGUAUGAGACUCUGAGCUCGAAGCAAGCAGAAAUGAUGCACAUCGUCACUCGGAAUAAGAGCUGGAAGUUGCCGGUGAGACGAGAAGGGGGUGCUUUUCAGGGAAACGAAGUCGAGGGAUACCUCAGCGCCGAGGGCACUGUUUUGAAACAGUCCAAAUGGAAGGGCACGAGCAAGCUGGGUGGACAAGAAUGGGCGCAUCAUGGAUCCGGAGAGGAAGUCGAGUAUGUGGUCGUGACGGAUACUUGGAGGUUCGUGGAUGGUAAGUUGAGUGAUGGGGAGAUGGAGGGUCGGAGUCGUAAUAUGCAGACCGUGAGGGGUGUAAAUACGCCUGGGCCGGUGCAACAAAGGCUCUCGGAACACCUUCGUAGGCGAAUGGCUAGGUCGGCGCUCUCCGGGGAUGGUCAGCCAAGAGAUAUUGUGUAG
Molecule: messenger RNA, 969 nt
Organism: Glarea lozoyensis ATCC 20868
Lineage: Eukaryota; Fungi; Ascomycota; Leotiomycetes; Helotiales; Helotiaceae
Exons: 2
Coding region: 1-969 (322 amino acids)
Source: RefSeq, a predicted model, not a curated record